Mesorhabditis spiculigera is the source of this 507-nucleotide messenger RNA. The record is from the annotation of a GenBank genome assembly. NCBI's taxonomy places the organism in Eukaryota, Metazoa, Nematoda, Chromadorea, Rhabditida, Rhabditidae.
AUGAACCGCGAGCAGUGCCGGCUGGACGACUGCGAGACGUGGCUGUACAUGCUCGUCGAGCUGACGAAGGGCACGCUGCCGUGGCGCAACAUGAAGGACAUUCGCGAGAUUGGUGACGCGAAGCGCGGCGUGCGGAUGAGCGAGCUGGGCCUGAAGCAGCUGUUCGGGGGCUGCCCGCGCGAGUACAUUGAUGUCUUGAGGGUGAUCGACGGGGCGAAAUUCUUCGACGAGCCCGACUACGCCAAGAUGUACAACCUGCUGCGCCAGGGGAUGCGCAGCACCAACGCUAGGAUGGAGGAGGAGAAGAAAAAGAAGGAGAAGGGCGAAGGGUCGGCCAAGGCGCCCAAGAAGGAGAAGAACGAGGAGGACAAGCAAGCCGCCGAGGCGAAGAAGCAGGCCAUCCUCGACCAGCAGGAGGAGGACAAGAAGAACAAGGACAAGAAGAAGGACGACAAGAAAGACGACAAAAAGGAGGACAAGAAGGAUGAGAAGAAGGAGGACAAGAAA